CACUUCACCCCACUUCACCCACUUUCCAUUUCGUCGCUGCCGUGCUCGCUCGCCUGCUCCUUGCUUCCGCUCCAACUCAAGCUGAGCUGAAUUUGUUGGGUUUUGACUUCUUCCCCCCACGCUCGUCCAAAGUCGCUGUUUUGAUCCGUCUCUGCUAUGGCUACCUUCGCUGAGGCUCCCAAAGGUAACGAGAAGGCUGGGGAGAAAAUCUUCAAGACCAAGUGCGCGCAAUGUCACGCUGUUGAGAAGUCUGCCGGGCACAAGCAAGGUCCAAACCUGAAUGGAUUAUUCGGAAGGACUUCAGGGACCACCGCUGGAUAUACUUACUCCAAAGCAAACAAGGACAAAGCCGUUGUGUGGGACGAAGAGCAGUUGUACGAGUAUUUGUUGAACCCAAAGAAGUACAUUCCUGGGACGAAGAUGGUCUUCCCCGGGUUGAAAAAGCCACAAGAGCGAGCAGACCUUAUUGCUUACUUGAAGAGUUCGACAUCGAGUUGAAGAUCUGCACACAGUUUUGUUGUUAGAGCCUAGCAGCCUCUUGCAGAGAUUAGUAGGGGCUACAGUAGGUAUCAUCUACAUGAGGGACACAGGAUCGCUUGGAAUGUGUGUUUCGAUCAAGUGAUUUUUGCCCAAUUCUUUCCAAUGCACGGCAGUUUUGUUGAGCACAUUGCAAUAAAGCCGUGGAAUUCUACUUCCUCUUGUAA
Physcomitrium patens is the source of this 704-nucleotide messenger RNA. Its product is annotated as cytochrome c. Gene Ontology annotation, molecular function: heme binding; electron transfer activity. The record is from RefSeq and is a predicted model, not a curated record. Lineage: Eukaryota; Viridiplantae; Streptophyta; Bryopsida; Funariales; Funariaceae.